Molecule: messenger RNA, 1244 nt
Organism: Plectropomus leopardus (leopard coralgrouper)
Lineage: Eukaryota; Metazoa; Chordata; Actinopteri; Perciformes; Serranidae
Source: RefSeq, a predicted model, not a curated record
UGAUGGGGGAGGGAGGGAGGGAGGGAUGGAGGUCAUUUAGUCUUUUAAUGCCAGCAACACAGUGUCACCUCAUCAUUUGUUCAGGACUCGAGCUGGUUUCAGAAGAUCUAGACUGCAGUCCUGUCCCUGGACGCCUUCACACACCAGAAUGUUUUCCUUCCUGUUCCUUGCUGUGCUCUGCACCAGCUGCCUAGCCGCUCCCAGUUCGUACUACUCCUUCUCACCUCCUGUUGGACCUGGUAGUGGCACUGCCUUCUCCACUAAAGCAGACGAACGGCUCACUGGGAUCAGGAUCUGGGAGUCUACAAACUCUUACAUCACAGGUUUGCAGGUGCGCAAUGGCUACAUAUGGUCGGAGGUUAUAGGUCGCAAAUGGGGCGACAAGCAGGAGCUGAUUCUUUAUCCAGGCGAGAAAAUUAUUCAGGUCUCUGGCAAAUACCAGACCUCCUACACCGCCUACAUCUAUCAGCUGGUCCUCAAGACUGACCAUGGGCGAUCUCUGUCAGCUGGCCAGCCCUCACAUAACUCCUUCAACAUGUAUGCUGACUACCCCGGCUCUGAGCUAUUUAUGCUGAGUGGUCGCUACAAUUCUGCAGGGCUCAAAUCUGUGGGAGCUCACUGGAAACUCUGGCAGGAACCGAGCAACAGCAACAACACUCUGUAUUGAAAACAAGCUGAUUAAUAACCAGUUACUGUUUCAUAAUCAUAAACUAGAACGAUCAAUCUAUAUUUUUCGAUUAAGGAAGCAUUUAGACUCUUUGCACUGUUAUAUGAAUACCUCUGCCAAAUCUCGUCUUGGUUAAUGAACAACAACAAAAAAAGAAAGUAUUAAUGGUGACGGUUAAAGAUGAACUCAGUUUGUCACCCUGUGUGGUGCACUUAAACACACAGGAUCUACUUUAUAUACAAGGCAAUCUUUUUUCAUCUAUUAAAUGAAGGGGCUUUUAUUUAAAGUAUUUUGUCACUCUGCAGUUGUGAAGGAAAGAAAGCAAUGAUUUAUUGAACAUGUAUUUUGAGUAAUGCUGUCUUUAAAGUUAGCAUGAGAUUAUACAGAUUACUUUGUGAUUUUUAUAUCUGUAUAUCUUUAUUGGUUGGAGAAAUGUGUACUUUGAGCCAUAUUGAAUUCAGUUGCAAUAUAUUCCUGUAUUUUAUGAAAGGUACUUUUUCCCUCUUGUAACUUCCUCCUGUGUGGCUGUUUUUUAAAAUUAAUUUUAAAAAAUACAUGAAUAAAUGAAAGCAACUUG